AUGCACUUACUCUUCCGCCACUCCUUCCGCCGUAACUACUGCCACCUCCCCUCCACUGACACUACCUUCAAAUGGGUCCGGGACCGUGGCCUCGACCACGCAGUGGAGAGAGAAAAGAACCUCAAACCUCUCCUCAACAUCAAAAACCUCAUCAAAUUAGAGCCGUCCAAGUCCCUCCCAAUCUCCAUCAUCACCAAGCAAAAAGACUCCCUGAAAAUCCCCUUUCGCCCCAUUGACUUCGUACGAAAAUACCCUUCAAUCUUCCAGGAAUUCUUCCCAGGGAACAUCGGGGUCCAGCCCCAUAUCAAGCUCACUCCAGAGGUCCUCAAUCUUGAUGCUGAAGAGCUGCUGGUUUACCAAAGCGAGACCUAUAAGCAAGUUGUUGCUGAUAGGCUGCUGAAACUGUUGAUGAUUUCGAGAAUCAACAAGGUACCUUUAAAGAUUAUUGAGAAUUUGAAAUGGGAUAUUGGUCUUCCUCAAGAUUAUUUAAGAAGUAUUGUUCCUGAAUUUCCCGAUUAUUUUCGCGUUAUUGGUAGUAAAGAUGGUUGUUUUGGGUCGGGGGAUUUUGGCGAAUUGGAGUUGGUUUGUUGGAGUAAUGAAUUGGCAGUUUCAGUUAUGGAGAAGAAGGCAAAAAAUGGGGAAAAGAUUGUUUUUUCGGAGAAGUUUUCCAGCGGUUUUGUGAUUGAUAAGAAAAUGAAGAAGUGGAUGGAUGAUUGGCAGAAGUUGCCUUACAUUUCUCCAUAUGAGAAUGCAGCUCAUCUGUUGUCGAAAAGUGAUGAAUCGGAUAAGUGGGUGGUGGCGAUUUUGCACGAGGUGAUUAGUCUUUUUGGAGCGAAGAAGGUGGAUAGGGAGAAUUUGUUUUGUCUUGGAGAGUACUUGGGUAUCAGGUCAAGGUUUAAGAGAGCUUUGCUUAACCACCCUGGUGUUUUUUAUGUUUCCAGUAAGGUUGGAACAUAUACAGUGGUCUUAAGGGAGGGUUAUAGGAGGGGAGCAUUGAUGGAGAGUGAUCCGUUGAUGAAUAUUAGAAAUCAGUAUAUUCACCUAAUGAAUAUGAUGAAAGAAGAUUGUAAAGUGAUUGCUCCAGCAAGUGGGAGCGAGCAGCAAGAAAAGGAGUUGAAAGGAGAAGAAAGAGAGGCUGCUGAUGAAGAUAGUGAGGAUGAGAAGGAUGUUCAGUUGUAUGACUCGUCUGGUUCUGAGGAAGAGGGUGCCAGAGACGAUAACCUUGAUGAUGAUGAUGAGAGCGGGGAGGAGGAGGAAGAUAACCGAAUGAGAAGUUCUCGAAAAAAUGCUGCAAUUAGUAGAGGAAAAACGGCUAGGAGGAUUAUUUUGGACACGAACAGGGAUGAUGAUGAUGAUGAGGGGAGGGGGAAGAUAACCGAAUGA
Pistacia vera is the source of this 1383-nucleotide messenger RNA. Its product is annotated as protein WHAT'S THIS FACTOR 9, mitochondrial-like. The coding region runs from base 1 to 1383 and encodes 460 amino acids. NCBI's taxonomy places the organism in Eukaryota, Viridiplantae, Streptophyta, Magnoliopsida, Sapindales, Anacardiaceae. The transcript has a single exon. Gene Ontology annotation, molecular function: RNA binding. The record is from RefSeq and is a predicted model, not a curated record.